AUAUUUCUUUAUUUUCGUCGCCGAAACCGCGUCAAGAGAAGUCGCAGUCGGAUCUCGCCGUAUAGCCUUGGCUCUGAACUACAUUUAGGUAGGUAUUUGGUACCAUGCUUCGCCGCCUGUAUCGAAACAUGGAACGGAACGGAACGAAAAAAAAUGUCCGCUGUGAAGUUACCAAUUAGUGCGUACUAAUCAUUAAAUUGUGCCAUAAUUUGUAAUUUGCUGAGAUCAAGAUCACCACAAUGGAAGAUUCGAUCGAACAUUUUUACGAUGGAAGGUCCGUAUUUAUUACCGGAGGGACGGGAUUUAUGGGUAAAGUACUCAUAGAGAAGAUACUCAGAUCUUGCCCUGGCGUAGAUAAAAUUUACGUUUUGAUCAGACCUUCUAGAGAGGGUAAAAGUCCAGACGAUAAAUUAAAGGAUGUGUUCGAUUUACCGCUUUUUGAACCACUGAAAAAAUCCCAUCCUAGUGAAAUAUUCAACAAAGUCAUUCCAAUUACGGGAGAUAUCAAGAAACUUGGACUUGGGAUAUCUCCAGAAGAUAGGAAAACGUUGAUCGACAAUGUUAGUGUCAUUUUUCAUGCUGCAGCUAGUGUCAGGUUUGAUGAUCCGAUACACGAGGCGAUUAUAAUCAAUACUAGAGGCACCAGGGAGGUGGUAGCGUUGGCCAAGGAGAUCAAAAAUAUUGCUGUCCUAGUUCACGUAUCCACCACUUAUUGCAACUGCUAUCGUAAAAUAGUCGAAGAAACGAUAUACCCAGCUCCGAUGAACUGGAAAGAAGCAAUAUUCAUGGCAGAAAAUUGCGAUCCUGUUUUGACCAACAUCUUAUCCAAAAAAUAUUUGGGAGCAUUUCCCAACUCUUACGUGUUUACAAAAAAUUUAUCGGAGAGUCUUUUGAAAGAAGAAUGUAAAGAUAUACCCACUGUUAUAUUCAGACCAUCGAUUGUGAUAUCUUCGGUCAAGGAACCAGUAUCAGGGUGGAUAGAUAAUGUGAAUGGCCCAGUUGGAUUCAUGAUCGGUAUCGGAAAAGGAAUUAUUCGAGUGACUUUUACAAGCAAAUAUACCAGACCGGAUUACAUGCCAGUGGAUAUUUCUAUCAAAGGGAUGCUAGUAGCAGCUUGGAAUAAGGCUACGGAAAAGGGUCCAGGAAAAAAAGAAAUCCUCAUCAUAAACAGUUCCUCCGGUUACAAAUCAAUCCAACAAUGGGAACUAGUCGAAAUAGGGAUGAAGUUCUCCGAUAAAUAUCCCCCGAUCGAUUCAUUAUGGCUUCCAGGAAUCUUAUUCACCACUGAUCCUACCUGUUACUACGUGAACUUGAUAAUCAAACAAGUCAUGCCAGCAAUUGUAAUCGAUUGGAUUUUAGCUAUAACGAAAAAGAAACCACUGCAUUUACUCAAAAUACAACGUAAAAUCUACCGAGCUUCGAUGGAACUUUCAUACUUCACGGCACAAGAAUGGUUAUUCAUAAACAUGAAUUUCAUGAAGAUACUCAAUUCGAUACCUUCUCAAGACAAAGAAGCUUUUGAUUUCGCUUUCGACGACAUCGAUCCUUGCGAAUACUUGAGAGAUGGCAUUAUCGGAGGCCAUAAGUAUCUGCUCAACACCGAUAUUACCUCUUUACCAGCAGCGGUCACCAGAGUAAAAAGGAUGGUAUACAUUCGUAAUACACUUCGAGCAUUAUUUUGGGGAUUUGUGAUGUGGUACAUUUAUAGUUAUUUUGCCUCCAACGAAGAAUAAUCAAGAGUACCUGCUUUACAGGCAUGUAUUCAGAUCUUCAGACAAGAGGGGAGUGAGUUGAAAAAAUCAUAAUUAAGUAUACUGAGAGCUUGAAGGCAUGAAAUUUGUUUUGUUUCUUUUUCAACUUUGUUAUAUUUUAUUAUUUUUUCGACAAAUUAGUUUGUUAGUUUUUUUAUUUUUUUCUCACGUUAGAUUGUACGAUACCUACCCUACUUUACGUUUUUGAUGUAGAAAAGUCAAUGAAUGUCGACUGUCGAGUCUUAUGAUUUUUACUUCUUCUUUUCCCCUCCUCCUUGAUUUGAUCUGAAUUCAGGCCUGAUACUUAAUUUUAAUUUUAUAAUUUUAUUAUGAAUAAAGACGUAUUUAUUAGGGGGAACAUAACUUCCCAACAUACCACAAGACCAGCUCACAAAUAAGUACUCAUCUUGACCAAUCACGAAAAAAUAUAAUAAAAAUCGAUUAUAUUGUAUCAAACACUGAAAAUGAAUAGAUAGAUAGUAGAUACAUAAACAUUAUACCUCCUUUCCUCUCAUACUAAUGCUUGCCCUAGCUGUACCUACCUAAUUCAAUCCACCAACCGUUUAAUUACCUACACCGAUGUAAUAAUUUAAAUUGAAUAAAAUUAUUCGUAAAUUAUUAUCAUUAAUAUGCAUAUUAAUAUAUUUAAAGAGCUCGUUAAUAUAUUUAUUUAACAGUA
Messenger RNA from Planococcus citri (citrus mealybug), 2430 nucleotides. RefSeq names its product putative fatty acyl-CoA reductase CG5065. Gene Ontology annotation, molecular function: alcohol-forming very long-chain fatty acyl-CoA reductase (NADP+) activity. Gene Ontology annotation, cellular component: peroxisome. NCBI's taxonomy places the organism in Eukaryota, Metazoa, Arthropoda, Insecta, Hemiptera, Pseudococcidae. The record is from RefSeq and is a predicted model, not a curated record. Gene Ontology annotation, biological process: long-chain fatty-acyl-CoA metabolic process. The coding region runs from base 240 to 1733 and encodes 497 amino acids. The transcript has 10 exons.